Molecule: messenger RNA, 948 nt
Organism: Danaus chrysippus (African queen)
Lineage: Eukaryota; Metazoa; Arthropoda; Insecta; Lepidoptera; Nymphalidae
Source: the annotation of a GenBank genome assembly
AUGGGUCUUUGUAAAUGUCCAAAGAGAAGAGUUACAAAUCAGUUUUGUUUUGAACACAGAGUAAAUGUUUGUGAAUAUUGUAUGGUUACAAGCCAUCCAAAGUGUAUAAUACAAUCAUAUUUGCAAUGGUUACAAGACAGCGACUACAAUCCCAUAUGUGAAAUAUGCACUAAAACAUUAUCCGAGGGCGAGUGUAUUCGACUAACAUGUUAUCAUGUUUUUCACUGGGAGUGUGCAGAAACACGAUUUAGGGCUCUGCCCCGUACCACAGCACCUGCAGGGUACCAGUGUCCAUCGUGUGCCACCCCAGUAUUCCCACCUUCAAACCUUGUGUCACCAGUUGCCGAUGUUCUCAGAGAAAAGCUUGCUGGCGUCAAUUGGGCCCGGGCUGGUCUUGGACUACCAUUGCUUUCAGAGGACCAGGACAUGAAAGGUGCAGCUGGUAGACGUAGCCAGUCUCCGAAUCAAAGCCAGUUCUUCAACUCGCUAGACAGUCAAAGAGGUGCUCCGGCCGGGGCUAGUGAUGACGAGUGUAAUAACAGAUCCACAACAAGUACUCCACAUUCCAUUGUACAAAUACCAGAUGAACCAGUCAAUAUUUACGACGGCACAUCAGUUAAACGAAAUGAUGGUUUAUUAGGAAAUCAGACCACAAGAAAAGGGUUUAAGUCUUUGGAUCAAUCAAACAAACUGAUGAAUUUUGACCAUGAUGAAAACAAGUACAAACAGAAGUCUACAUUCGCUUGGCUCAGUAGAUGGUGGAAGAAUACAUUGCCAGCAUCUCGUGUGCGAAGAGCUGGAGGCAUUUAUCGGAGAUAUUGGAUAAUGCUCUUUGUAUUAAUAGCAGUGGUUUUAAUAUUAAUACUGCUGAGCCACAGAGAUAUAGAUAACGAUGACCCAUUUGGCUCUAUCCAGGAUGAUGAUAGAAGAGUUUUACAGAAAAACUAA